UUAUCUAUCCACUGGCUCAGUCGGUUCGACAGCAGAGUUCAUACAGUGACGAUCUGACACUCAUCACAGACGAACGUCUAUCGAUGGAGAAUUCGUUCGGCUGAAUUUUUAAACAAUUUUUUUUUGUACGCAUCUACCUCUUGAGUCCAAAUACUCAAAACCUCAAGGCAGUGAGCAUCUUUGUUUCGCGAGUAUGAAAACAGCGUUCCGAUCGUUAAGCAUAAUCCUUUUGCCAUAGUGAAAUAUAGAAAAGACAAAUUCAACGUGAGAUAUGUAUCAAUAAUAGUUAUCGGCUUCAAGAUUGUAUCGUAUUAGCACCUCGCCUAGCCCGGAUCAAUUCAUCCAUUUACAAUGGCCGGUAUGGGUUUUGCUCUUCGGAUGGUAGCUGGUGUGACUUUCUUACUGAUCACUCUGGCAAGCGGUCAAUCGAAUCAGGAUGAUUUGAUGAUUCCCCCGUCUUCGCAACCUUUAUCUGGCAAUGCAAAGCUUUAUCAAGCAUCGCAACGGUUUGCACUCAACUUUUUCAAGAGCGUUAGUGAGUUCUACGAUGGCGAGCAGAAUACUCAAGUACUCAACAUGAUAUUGUCCCCGCUGACGGUGUGGAGUCUGUUAGCUUUAAUUUCCGAGGGUGCCAGUGGAAAGACGCUGCAAGAAAUUCUAAACGUGCUAAACAUUGACAAUCAGGCAGACAUCAGUGCCAAUUACAAGAGCUUCCAGCAGGAGAUCAAUUCCAAUACCCAGGAUGUGGAAAUUUCCUCCCGACAGUUUCUGUUCACCGACAUAAAUCGACCGAUUUCACGCGAUUUCGAUCGGGCCGUUGACACGCACUAUGGCACAGAUUUGCACGAGGCAUUGGAUUUCAGCAGCUCGGCCGAAAAUAUCAAGAAAAGCUACGACUACAUCAACGAUGCAGUCUUCAAAGCCACCAACGGACAAAUCUCCAAAGUUGUUCACCCGAAGGACAUCAUGCAAGCUCGGAUGAUUGUUAUCUCGGCGCUGUUCUUCCAGGGACAAUGGACUCUUCCAUUCAAUCGUUCACUGACCAACACCGUGCCCUUCUACGACGAGAAAGAGAAAAUUAUCGCCAACGUGUCCAUGAUGUAUCAGAAAGCUGUGUUUCCGUUUGCGGCAUUCCGUGAGCUAGAUGCCCAAAUCGUGGAACUUCCGUAUGGUCCCGAUCGUCAGCUAUCAAUGAUGGUGAUCCUGCCUCGAAAGGGUGUUCCACUACACGAAGUGGUUCGUCGUCUAGUGCAAUUUGACAUGCAAACUAUCUACCGAGAGUUGAAGCAAGCUGCAGAGGAAUACGAAGAUGACGAAGUUGAAGUCUUCCUUCCACGGUUCGAAAUUACAGCAGAUUAUCACCUCAACAGCGUGUUAUUCAACAUGGGCGUUAAAGCUGCCAUGAGCAAGGAAACUGCCGAGUUUGAGAAGAUUGCCAGCGAGGUUUUCCUAGGUGCCGUAGUUCAAAAGUCCAAAAUAAUCGUUAACGAAGAAGGAACAACAGCGGCUUCAGCGUCGGCCGCAGUUUUUGCCAACAAAUCCACGCCUCCGAAAUUCCUAGCAAACCGAGCGUUUGCGUUUAUCAUUGUGGACAAGCGUUACGAUGUGAUUCUUUUCAUGGGACAGGUCAAGCAACCUCUUGCCGCCUAAUUUGUAUGAUAGUGAUUAAAAUAAAUUUAUUCCAACCACCAAAAGCUACUUUGGUUGAAUUAGUUCUCUGAAAUAGAAAUUCUGAAGCUCAGAAUGUUAAUGCAUACAUAUCAAUUUUCAAAUUCAAAUUGGAUUUAAAAUUUAAUAAUUACUUCAAAGCUUUUCUUUCCAAUAAAUUCGCACGUUUCUAAA
Uranotaenia lowii is the source of this 1842-nucleotide messenger RNA. RefSeq names its product serine protease inhibitor 77Ba-like. The coding region runs from base 352 to 1650 and encodes 432 amino acids. The record is from RefSeq and is a predicted model, not a curated record. Lineage: Eukaryota; Metazoa; Arthropoda; Insecta; Diptera; Culicidae. Gene Ontology annotation, molecular function: serine-type endopeptidase inhibitor activity. The transcript is spliced from 7 exons.